CAACAGGCUUCCACUUGUCGCACAGCGUCUCGAGAUCCUGGUCGUGGACAUCCACGCGCCAUAUGCUGUUUGUUCAAUGAAUGUGGUUGCUGGUUUUCCGUCGCAAGCCGGCGAAGCCUCUGACACGUCUCGUCUCGACCACAGCGCCCUCCAAGUCACCUCCGCAACCAAGCACCCAUGCUGUCCUACUCCGCAAGGUGUACCGUAUCUCCAGAUACUACGGCAGGAAGACCAAUGAUCCCAUAUUCAAGCUGUUCAACUACAUCGUGCGGAGCCCUGAGCGCACGGUGCCCCCACCUAUGCUGAAGCGUUCUGGCAUAACAGUUCAGGAGUACAUGCUAUGGAAGCCUGUCAUUCUUGCACAGGACCUCGAUGAGGUUAUUCUCUUCCUUACCAACAACGGUAUCACCAUAGCAGAGCUCGACGUCCUGCGGGGACAAGAUACGAGCGCGCGUCCGCAGCCUCCGACCUGGGUUGUCCUGUAUACCCUGUGCUACAAGGUCAAGUUCGAGUCGGACGCGUGGAAAGCACUUGUGCUAGCGUACUUUCACCUUCCUGUCGUACCGACCCACCUCCAACCAGCCCUCCUGAUCUUGGCCGCCUGCUGGCUAGCUGAACAUGACCUGCUAGUUCCUCUUCAGGGAGUCGUAGACAUGCUUCUCCACGGGCCGCACGGAACAAGCCUCCAGGAUUUUCACUUCCAACUUUUGCUGCAACUCAUCGCUCACGCAUCGUCCUCCAGUCAAGUCUACCCGGUCGUUCGCCAUGUCAUUGAACGCUCCGACACUCACCUAUUCAACCGGGAAACGUUCGAUGCCCUCCUUCGUAGCCCUUCUUCCACACCUAUGACAGGCCUCGUCGUAUGGCGGAAGAUGGAAGCCCAAGGCUAUCGCCCUACCAUGACGAAUCUGGCACGGUUGACGGCCCUGUAUACGAGGGGGCGAUGGGAACGCCGAGCGCGAGCUGUCUUACGUCUCCUGCGCUCACGUCUAGCAGAGGUCAAGGAUGAUGACGGCCUGCCUCGUCCCGCUUCCAGCCUAUACCUCUCGUUGCGAACGGAGAGCCGCUUUCUCUCUGCUUUCUCGUCUGUGGAGGCACUCCAUGCGUAUCUGCGCGAUGUUCUCGAGACAGACAGCCAACAACCAUCCAAAGACAGUCAUGCAUCUAGCGGGUCUGAAGUCGCGGAGGGCGAGCCCGAUGUCGACGCUCAUGGCGCCACUGCUACUGCAAGUAGCGAUCCGCCAUCCGGAGCGCAGAAGCAAGAUCCGCUCGACAAGCCGCUUGGCGACCUUGGUCCACUGCUCAAGAUAGCAAGCGUAUGGAAGGACUCUAUCACGGUCGCCAGCCGGGAUUCCUCCACUUCGUCCGAGUAUCUACGGCAGGUGUAUGAUCGUGCUAUCCGAGCGCAUCCUCUAUUGAGUCUGGAUGUAUACUUCCAUGCCGUCACGAUCCACGGAUUCCUCAGGCGUCGCGACUACGUCAAUGCACUGGAGCUCUGGGGCAAGAUACGGAAAUAUCAGCCGCGCCUGACGAAGUCCACCCUGACAGUCGGAGUCGAGGCGCUGACGCUAGCGGGUCGACCCAUGCAAGCCUUGGACCUGCUUUUCGAAGCGACAGAGCUGCAAGCAAGCUCAGAGGCGCGUGGUAACGACCCUGCAUCGUUGAUCGACACGCAGGCGGUCAAUGCCUUCAUGAUAUCACUACAGCGCACGGGCUUCACAGACGCCGUCUUCGUGUUGUGGGACAGCAUGAACACGAUGUUUCAUGCCCGCCCUGACCUGUACACCCUCACUAUCCUGAUGCAAGCGGGGCGCCUGGCGAGCAAGUGCAACCCUUCCUUCCGCAGCGCAAUGGCGGAGCUCGGCUUAAGCCGUUUCGUUCGCCGAGGAAAGGAGGUCGAGUCCGACGAGACUUCACGCGACGGCUGUUUCUCUCAGGUGGAGAGGAUCAUGUUUGCCGAGGCGACUAAGGGAUCUUCCGGGUUGUGGAACGGUGAACGCGCUGGCACCGUCGUUUUGCGAAUCGCACAGGAAAUCAUGUUCAACAACUGGCCGGAGCUGAAGGAUGUCGACAGCCCAGCCGAGGCUCUCCGACCAACUGGAGACUUCCAGGGAUCCUUCCCCAUGACGAGCCUCCUGCGCACCAUGCUUCAUCGCAAGGCACCCACUGCCACUCCCCCGGAUGCCCAACCCACGCGCGGCGCCCUCAACUACCCGCAGAUCACCCUCAACGACGUCGCCUUCCGCGCAUACAUCGACCUCCUCGCGUCCGAGUCGCAAAUCCCGCAGAUCCCGCUCGCCCUCGCGUGGAUGCGAACGCUCGGCAUUCGGCCGUCGCAGCAGACGCUCGCGACCGCGCUCGUGUACUGGGCGGAGGUCGGGAUGGACGCGCCGCUGUUCGAGCACUUCCGCGACGGUAUGAGCCAGUACGCACGGCUGAAGCGAUGGAUGAACGAGUGGGUGGGCGACAGGAUGAUGCCGACGGACGAGCAUGUCGCGGUGCAGAUACAGCGGCUGAAGCAUUUCAGAGAGCGUACGCGGCAGCCUCGCCUGGAUCCGCACGACUGAAAGCGGCUGAAGCUAGUUUCCGUCGGACACGCGCUCCUGUAGAGUUACGUAGGCUUGCCUGGCUCACGUCCAUGGUCACUUCUCAUUGUUGUCAGUAUGUCCGUGUUCAUGUACAUAAUGCGCGACAUUGCUCUCUAUCGUAGCGCAUGUGGCUUAGGUGAGAACCAGAGAUGCUGUGACA
Molecule: messenger RNA, 2748 nt
Organism: Rhodofomes roseus
Lineage: Eukaryota; Fungi; Basidiomycota; Agaricomycetes; Polyporales; Fomitopsidaceae
Exons: 2
Coding region: 81-2567 (828 amino acids)
Molecular function (GO): protein binding
Source: RefSeq, a predicted model, not a curated record